Messenger RNA from Debaryomyces hansenii CBS767, 390 nucleotides. It is a transcript of the gene YAE1, whose product is annotated as Yae1p. The transcript has a single exon. Lineage: Eukaryota; Fungi; Ascomycota; Pichiomycetes; Serinales; Debaryomycetaceae. The record is from RefSeq and is a predicted model, not a curated record. The coding region runs from base 1 to 390 and encodes 129 amino acids.
AUGACUAAAAACGAAAGUAAUGACAUUGAUGAUAUUUGGGGUGAUGAUGACAUAGAAGAGCUAGAUAAUUCCACAGCAGAUAUUAAAAGAAUGCAUUCGAAACAAGGAUAUUUAGAUGGAAUAACUAGUGCUAAAGAGUCGAGUCUUCAAGAUGGGUUUGACGAUCUGUUUCCCAAAGGUGCAGAACUAGGAAUUAUCGUGGGUAACAUAUUGGGAUCAUUGAUUUCUUAUGAUGAUCAAGAGUUAUUCGAUCAGGCUAAAUCGGAACUUAAUAUCUCACAAGUGUUGCACAAGAGAUAUUUCGAUGAAGAUUUGGAAUUACGAAGCACUAAUGAUCAUGAAGUGAUAGCCAAAUGGCAAAAUGUGGUACAGAAUUUAGAGAAUAAGUAA